This is a messenger RNA of Micromonas pusilla CCMP1545, 1663 nucleotides long. RefSeq lists its product as uncharacterized. Bases 23 to 1582 code for a protein of 519 amino acids. The record is from RefSeq and is a predicted model, not a curated record. Lineage: Eukaryota; Viridiplantae; Chlorophyta; Mamiellophyceae; Mamiellales; Mamiellaceae. The transcript has a single exon.
CGCGCCCGUCGUCCGCGCCGCGAUGGCGUGGUACGACGAAGAGACCGAGGACGAGCGGCUCGUGCGCGAGGCCGCAGAGGACGUCCACCGUCGCCUGCGCGUGCGAUCCGCGCGCGAGGACGACCGCGGCGCGGUGUUUCUCCCCGCGUCCACCUCGCGCGCGAUCGCGAUGCCCGCGUCCUCGCGCCCCGCGCUCGCGCCGUCGUCGUCGUCGCGCGCGCCCGCGCCGCGCACGCCGGAACCCCCCGCGUCGCCGUGGCGCGACGACGUCGCGAACGACGCGGACGCGGAUCGCAACAGAAGGCUCGCGCUCGCGAGGGACGUGGCCGCGCGGACGGGCGCGACCCCGGAUCUCUCGCGCAAAGUCGCGAGAGACGUGAUGGACGCGGAGAGGAAGGCGGUCCUCGCCGCGGUCGGGCCGUUGCUCGCGGCGAGCGAGACGCGACGCGCGUCGCCGCCCAGCGCCGGGUCCGAGUUCUCGUUCCGCGGAGGAGAGCGCGCGUCGCGAUCGGGGUCGAGGGACGCGGCGAACGCGGCAAAUCAUCAUGAUUCCCCGCGAACCGACGACGACGACGACGGCGCGGGGGGCAUGAGCGCGGCGCUGUGGGAGAUGGCGAGGACGCCGCCGCCGGAGGAGGUUCGCCGCGCGCUGGGGUACAGAUCCUUCGGCGUCGACGCGGCGGCGCGCGGCGGGUUCGGGAGCGACGACGACGCGGGAGGAGGACGAGGAGGACGACGAGGAGGAGGAGAAGGAGAGAAGGACGUCGAGGCGUGGACGCGAGAGUACGACGAAAACGACGACGUCGCGAGGCGAGCGACGACGACGGCGACGGACGCGUGGGCGCACUCGAUGGACGCGCGACGGCGGCUCGCGCGCAUUGCCGCGGCGACGAAAGACGCCGCGAUGUACGGCAUGCACAGGCUCGAUCUGGAGAAGAACCCGACGGGGACGACGCCGCCGAGGCUGAGCCUCGCGACGGGCGGGACGGGCGGCGCGGAGGAGGCCCCGCCGCUCGAGGCGUCCGGGUCCGCGCUCGCGGAGGAGUUCGCGUCGAUGCUCGACGCGAUCGCGUCGCGACCCGCGUCGCCGCCCGGGGGGGACGCGAGAAGCCUGAACGCGCGGUCGCCGCUGCCGCGACACUGGGCGCCCGCGGGAGAGCGCGAACGCGAGGCGGCGUCCGACGGCGGCGGCGGCGGCGGCGCGUACGGAGAGGGCGACGGCGACUCGGACCGGUGGUCCCCCGAGGACGCGGCGAACGUUCGCGCCGCGCGCGCGGCGGCGUGGCGCGCGGAGACCGCGGCGCGGGCGAUCGUGGAAGAGGAACGCCGCGUCCGCGAGAGCGUGGGCGUCUCCGUCGGCGAGCUCUUAGACGCGAGGGUGGAGCUCGCGGCGGCGACGGCGAGGGCGGUGAGCGAGGAAGCCGCGAUGAGCGUCGUCGCCGUCGCCGCGGAGGCGGCGUCGCUGCGGAUGACCGUGAACGAGAGAGCGCGCGGGGGUGAUCCGGACGAGCCCACCGCGGCGAAGCUCGCGGAGUAUUUAGAGCAGCCGCUGCCGGUCGUGGAGAAGAUCGUAGCGAGCUAGCGGCGGAGGGGGGGGGGCAUCCUCGCCUCGACGCGCACAGCUGUGCGUAGGUGUGUACGCGUGAAACAAACGGAAAGGUCU